Batrachochytrium dendrobatidis JAM81 is the source of this 1604-nucleotide messenger RNA. RefSeq lists its product as uncharacterized. Gene Ontology annotation, molecular function: NAD binding; NADP binding; oxidoreductase activity, acting on the CH-OH group of donors, NAD or NADP as acceptor. Bases 1 to 930 code for a protein of 309 amino acids. The transcript is spliced from 2 exons. Lineage: Eukaryota; Fungi; Chytridiomycota; Chytridiomycetes; Rhizophydiales. The record is from RefSeq and is a predicted model, not a curated record.
AUGGCAACCAACUUGCUGCAAUCACUCAAGGCUCAAGGACAGACUCUUCAUGUCUACAAUCGCACCGAAUCUAAAGCCCAGAAACUUGUUGAUGCAGGGGCAAUAUUCGAAUCAGGCGGUCCUGUAGCCAUGGCUUCCAAAUGCAACAUUAUUUUUUCAAUGACGUUUGAUGAUCAGGCAUUGGAAGAGAACAUAUCCAAGAUUUUGGAGGGGCCUCCAAGACAAGGAUUAAUAUAUGUCGAAUGCAGCACAGUUUUUCCAGAAACAGUAAAAAAGGUGUCUACUCUUUCAGAAGCCAAUGGCAUCGCAUACGUUGCAUGUCCGGUCUUUGGUCGUCCAGACGCGGCCAAAUCCAAACUCCUUGUUGGCGUUUUGGCAGGACCUUCAAAGCAUGUUGAAAAGGUCCGACCAUUUGUUGCUGCCAUGACAUGCAGGGUUCUAGAUGUUGGUGUCGAUCCUUGUUUGGCCAAUGUAGACAAACUUGUUGGAAACUUCAUGAUUGCUGGAAUGAUUGAGUUGAUUGCUGAAGCUCAAACUUUGGGUGAGGUGAAUGGGUUGGAAAGAAGCAAAGUUAUGGAGGUGGUUGAUUUGAUUUUCGGUGGGUCGCAUAUUGUCAAGGGUUAUGGGGACCGUAUGGUUCAUGAUAAUUUUGCCAUAAAAGACGGAUGUGGAUUCACUGUUCGUGGUGGACUUAAAGAUACUGGACAUAUUCAACGAUUGGCAGACGAGUCUGGUGCCAAAGUGCCUAUUAACGAAACUGUUGUACAACAUCUAAAGUCUCAAAUGGCCGAUGGUUGUGCAGAUCUGGAUUGGGGCAGUCUUGCAAUGGCUGUAAGAAAGGUAAUAUCUACAUUGAUAGAUGCUGUAUGUACAUCCAACGAUAAACCUAUUUUAUUGUUUCGAACCCAACUAACCAAGAAUCGCGAAUAAUUGUCAUGGCUGUAAAUUGAAAUAAACUAUUUAUAGGAGUCUGGCCUUGAAAAAUAAAAACAAUGUAUUGAACCAACUGCUUUAUCCUACAUGAAACAACAGUACGCCCUUGUUUUUCUUUUUACCAGAUUUCACACCGCUAAAAAUGUCACCCGAUCCAGAAGCCCCAUCAUCCCGAAUAACUACAUCUCCUUGAUGAGAAGCAAUCUUGGAUGCACGAAGUGCAUCUUGUUGUUGUUGCUUCUGAGCACGCAGCAUUUCCAAAGUAACUCGUUUGGCUUUUCCUGCUGUUGGCAGACUUGGAAAGUCUUGUCGAGUGUGAGCUCGAUGUGCAAGUGAGGCUGCUGCAGGUGCAUCCUUUGUAAAGCUAGAUGCUGUCACAACUGUUUCAGUUCUGCCUUGUGGUAGCGCUUGCGUAGACGAGACUGAUGAAGAAUCACUCAGUGUCACACUCGAUUGACGAACCAUAGGAACCGAAGCAGGUGGAGUUUGAAUUGUGGCAGCAGAUACAGAAGAACUCCCGUUAUUGGUUCUUCCCAUGACACGAGAUGUAGACGACAUUCCAACAAUUGGUUUUUGCUGAGGUACUGCAGACCUCACGACCAAUACUUGUGGUGUUGGUGUUGGUGUAGUGCUUGUUUGUGGUGUUACCCAUGAUCCAACAGAUGCAGAUG